AUGUCAGGAAUCACGGAUCCGAAUAAUGACCCCAAUGUGGGAUCCUCGCGCGGCGAUGCUUCGUCCACGUCGGGCGACGUCGUCAGCGAGCUCACGGGCGACGGAGGCUCAUCAGCCUCCGCCCUGAUCAUGACUCUCCUGCCAGCUUUAAUCUACGCUGGAUUUUUCGUUUUGAUCUUUUUGAUCUUCAGGCGGACGCAAAGGCGAUGGUAUGCGCCGAGAUCGCAUUUGCCAGAUCUACUGGAGCACGAACGGAGCCCAGAGCUACCGUCGGGCUGGAUUGAUUGGAUUACUCCAUUCCUGAAGAUUGAGGAUAACCACGUCCUCCAUCACUCGUCUCUGGAUGGAUAUCUAUUUCUACGGUUCCUUCGCGUCUUAUGUGCCACCUGCUUGACCGGAUGUCUCAUCACUUGGCCGGUCUUAUUCCCUAUUCAUGCCACCGGAGGCAAUGGCAAUGGCCAGCUAGAUAUCCUCAGCUUCAGCAAUAUAAAGAACCAAAACAAGUACUACGCCAACGUCAUCAUCGCUUGUGUGUACUUUACGUUUGUCUUCUAUGUCGUGACGCGCGAAAGCAUCUACUACGCCAAUCUACGCCAGGCCUACCUCAACUCCCCCGCCUAUACCUCCCGGAUCUCUUCGCGCACGGUCCUUUUCAUGUCAGUACCUCCGGACUACAGGAAUGAGAAAAAGCUGCGCCAGGUGUUCGGAAACUCUAUCCAGCGUAUAUGGAUCACCUCGGAGUGUGACCGGUUGUCCAAACUCGUAAAUGAGAGAGACAAGCUCGCCUUCCAGCUGGAAACCACCGAAACCAAGUUUAUCCGCCGGGCAAACAAGGCCCGCCAGGAGGCCAUCAAAAAGGGCAAAUCUUCCUCAGAAACCAACCCUGCCUGGUCGCACAAGGUUCAACGGCCCACUCACCGGCUCAAACUGUUCUUCGGUGAAAAGGUCGAUUCCAUUCACUGGUAUCGGUCGGAGCUGGCGCGGGUCAUAGAAGAAGUCGAUGCGCUGCAGAGAAAACACCAGGAAGGAGAUGCAAAGCAGCUCUCCGCCAUAUUCAUCGAGUUCAACACCCAAAAUGAUGCCCAGAUUGCCCUGCAGACUCUGUCCCAUCACCAGCCCUUUCACAUGACGCCUCGGUUCAUUGGCAUCGCGCCCCAGGAGGUGGUCUGGUCCGCGUUGAACUUGAGCUGGUGGCAGCGCAUUGUACGGCGGUUCGCUGCACAAGGGUUCCUGGCAGCAAUGGUGAUCUUUUGGUCUUUUCCUGCCGCCAUUGUCGGAACUAUCUCCAACGUGGAAUCCCUCGCCUCCCUUGUGCCAUUCCUGAGCUUUAUCUUGAAGCUUCCCAGCAUCAUCCUAGGAGCUAUCGAGGGCUUGCUGCCAUCUGCAGCUCUUGCGGCCUUGAUGUCCCUGGUGCCGAUUAUCUGUCGAGGUAUGUCUGUGCCAGACGAGCCGGAGUCCCCUCCCCUAGCUCGAGUCGAGCUGUUUACCCAAUCAGCUCAUUUUGUUUUCCAGGUCGUACAGGUCUUUCUGGUCACGACCUUGACGUCCGCCGCAUCGGCUGCCACCGCUCAGAUCAUCAAGAACCCCUUGUCGGCCAAGGACCUUUUGAGCUCCAUGGCUCUCGUACAAAUUGCCAGUGCCUUGGUAUUCAAGUUUGUCACCACCUUCUUCGCCUAUUCACCGCGUCGUCUCUUUCAGAAAUGGGGACAGUUGGCCAGCCUGAGCUGGGGCAGUGUGUUUCCUGUCUUCACCAACAUGGGAGUGAUUGCAAUUACCUACUCUUGCAUCGCACCUUUAAUUCUCGGGUUUGCUUUCGUUGGCCUGUACCUCGUGUACCAGGCCUACCGAUACAACUUUUUCUUCGUAUACAACAUCGACAUCGACACGAAAGGACUAGUCUACCCGCGAGCCUUACAGCAUCUCCUGACGGGCCUUUACCUGGCAGAGAUCUGCCUGAUCGGUCUCUGCGCAAUCAAGGGAGCCAUCGGCCCCGUCGUGAUCAUGGUGCUCUUUCUCAUUUGCAAUGUGCUCGCGCACAUCUCUCUCAACGACGCACUAGCCCCCCUGAACACCUUCCUCCCGCGGUCCUUGGACGCGGAAGAAGAAUAUCUCCAGCAGAAAGAGGACGAAAGAAAUGAGAUCAACGAGAUGCGCCGGUCGCGCAGGCUAGCGUUCUGGAGGUGGUUCCACCCGAACUUUCACAAGGAUUAUGCCAAUCUGCGCCAGAAAGUGCGCCGCAACAUUGCCACCGCCUCUUAUACACCGGAAGAGUUGCGCACCGCGUACUUCGAGCCAUGUGUGGUCUCGCCGACGCCCACGCUCUGGAUCCCCCGGGAUCCCUAUGGUUUUAGCAGGCAUGAGAUUCUGGAAACCGAUAAUGCGAUCAGUAUCACGGAUGAGGGUGCUCGACUGAACGAGAAGAACAAAAUUGUGUGGGCAAAAUAUGAUCCACUGCUUCCCGUCCGAGAGAAGAAGACUUUAUACUAG
Penicillium chermesinum is the source of this 2487-nucleotide messenger RNA. RefSeq lists its product as uncharacterized. The transcript is spliced from 7 exons. Gene Ontology annotation, cellular component: plasma membrane. Lineage: Eukaryota; Fungi; Ascomycota; Eurotiomycetes; Eurotiales; Aspergillaceae. The record is from RefSeq and is a predicted model, not a curated record. Bases 1 to 2487 code for a protein of 828 amino acids. Gene Ontology annotation, molecular function: calcium-activated cation channel activity.